This is a messenger RNA of Rhipicephalus sanguineus (brown dog tick), 854 nucleotides long. RefSeq lists its product as uncharacterized. The record is from RefSeq and is a predicted model, not a curated record. The coding region runs from base 353 to 769 and encodes 138 amino acids. Lineage: Eukaryota; Metazoa; Arthropoda; Arachnida; Ixodida; Ixodidae. The transcript has 3 exons.
UUGAAAGCUAUGGCUACGUACCUGUGUUGGCAGCUGCCAGUGGCAUAAACACAGAGACGGUGGCAAAGGAACUUGUGGAGAGAAUAGAGCCCGAUCUGGCAACGGAUCUCGAAAACCAGUUCUCACCAGACACAAUAGAGAAAUCUUUGGAGCUGCCGCUUGAUGCAGCGGAGCUGGCCAGCCAAGCAACAAAGCUGCUUGAAGAGCAUGAUUUCACGAAGUGUUAAAUAAAAUAUCCGACGAUGCUUUCAGCGACUUCUUUGCAGAAGCAAAAAAUGGCGAGUAUGUGCCGAGCAAGGAGGAAACGGAGGAGUUGGAGAGAGCCUUGGCAGCCGUCUCCAAGGAUGUGUCCAUGGCACGCGAAUCCCUGGCCAAGCUUUCGGCCGCUGGUGCAGGACAGGGCGACGUUCCCGACUUGCCCGACCUGGUGGACGCCUUCCCAGACUUGCCUCUGAGCACAAGCGACAUCAACUCGCUCACUCAGGCACUCAUGGGUGGCGAGGCCCUGAGAACCGUGGCCCUGCUUUCUUCCGCCGACCAAGGUUUUACGCUGCUGGAACAGCCCACAUUCGUGCCCCAGCAACAGGCCGCCGCUGCGACUGCAGAUGCUGCGGCCAUUUCGGCGUCUACCGGUGGUUGGCUCCUGGGGACAUCGUCAGACUUUGCCACCUCCUCGCCUGCCACGACCCCCGAAGUGCCCACCCAGGGGUCCAACACUGCAGCAGUGUUGCCCAAACGUUCGGUGCUAGCGCAGGAGUCCGUGUCCUAGCGAUGAACCGAGACUCUCCGCCGCUUGCCCGGGCCCGAGGGUUCGCUCGAAGUGUUCUUUCCUCCGCGGUGGUCCAACAAGUGCA